Molecule: messenger RNA, 1396 nt
Organism: Medicago truncatula (barrel medic)
Lineage: Eukaryota; Viridiplantae; Streptophyta; Magnoliopsida; Fabales; Fabaceae
Product: KH domain-containing protein At5g56140
Exons: 7
Coding region: 156-1037 (293 amino acids)
Biological process (GO): regulation of mRNA splicing, via spliceosome
Cellular component (GO): nucleus
Molecular function (GO): mRNA binding
Source: RefSeq, a predicted model, not a curated record
AUCCAUUUUUAAGACAACAAAACCUCACUCACUCACAAAUCUCUCUCUCUCUCUCUCUCUCUCUCUCUUUCUCUCUCAAACACACACAUACCAACCACACACACACUCUCUCUCCCAAAGCCAUCUCAGAGAGAGAGAGAGAGAGAGAGUGAUCGAUGAUGUCUUCCUCCGGCGCCGGCAGGUACAUGGCUUUCCCGCCGUCACCAUCACAGUCACUUCCUCAUCUCUCCGGUCUUCGUUCACCUGCUUCAUCUGUCAUCUCUGAACAUGAUCAAUAUCUAAGUGAGUUAUUGGGAGAGCGUCAGAAGAUUAGUCCCUUCAUGGCCGUGCUUCCUCACUGCUAUCGAUUGCUAAACCAAGAAAUUUUGCGUGUUACGACAAUCUUGGGGAAUGCAUCAGUUUUAGGUCAAAGUGGGCUUGAACAUGGUAGCCCCCUGGCUGCAGGAGGAAUGUUUUCGAAGGGAGGUCUUGAUCCAAAUGGAUGGGUAUCACGAUUUCAAUCAGAAAUGCCAAGUCUGAUACAGUCCUCACCAACACCAAGCUGGCUGAGUCCACAAGGUAGCUCGUCUGGUCUUCUUGUCAAAAAGACAAUCAGAGUGGAUAUACCCGUGGAUUCAUUUCCUAAUUUUAACUUUGUUGGUCGCCUCCUAGGCCCGAGAGGAAACUCUCUAAAGCGUGUAGAAGCAAACACCGAGUGCCGUGUCUUGAUCAGGGGUCGCGGUAGCAUUAAAGAUACAGCCAGGGAGGAAAUGAUGAGAGGGAAGCCUGGCUAUGAGCAUUUGAAUGAACCUCUCCAUAUUCUGGUUGAGGCAGAAUUACCAGCUGAAAUAAUAGAUGCUCGCCUGAUGCAGGCGCGUGAAAUACUCGAAGAUUUGCUCAGGCCUGUGGAAGAAUCCCAUGAUUUCUACAAGAAGCAGCAGCUUCGUGAACUUGCAAUGAUCAAUGGCACUCUUCGCGAGGAGGGUUCCCCCAUGUCUGGUUCUGUUUCGCCCUUCCACAACAGCCUUGGUAUGAAAAGGGCCAAAACAAGGGGCUAAAUUCCCUUUAAGGGGCGAGUGAGAGGAUUUUGGAGAUUGUGUUAAUUUUCUACAAAAGCAUUUACCAUUGUCACAGGUGAUGCUGUCAACAAAUGCCCUAAACUGCGAUCGAGGCACUGGCACCAUAGGGUCAGUUUUAUGUGCAGUGUGUUUACAUUCAGGUUUAAAGAUGGUAGCACAUAGUACAGUAUAAUGGUCCGCUUGAGUUUGGUGAAUUUGUUUUUUUUUUUGUUGGUUAGGCUGUUUGGUUACAUGUUUCUGUCUAUAUUAUUAUGAUUUUAUCAUUAUAUAUUUCAGUUUGCAUUUGACAGUUUUGAUAUGGUUUUGCAAUAUAAUGUAUGGUUUGUACCCGCAUUGUA